CUUUUUUUUUUCUUCUCUAACAUCAAUCGCAACGCUUCGCCGGCAACAUUCAACCCUCAACCACCUCAAUCGACAGACGCAGGAUUCGACCUCUUUGCGUUCAUAAUCACACUCAGUAGCAAUGGCUCCCCAAACAAAGAAGUCCGGCAAGCAGGCCAAGACGACGAAGAAGUUCGUCAUCAACGCCCAGCAGCCUGCCAGCGACAAGAUCUUCGAUACCGCUGCCUUCGAGAAGUUCCUCCAGGACAAGAUCAAGGUUGACGGCCGCACCGGCAACCUCGGCGACGCCAUCGUCAUCCAGCAGGCUGGCGAGGGCAAGAUCGAGAUUAUUGCUCACAACGAGCUCUCCGGCAGAUACCUCAAGUACCUGACCAAGAAGUUCCUCAAGAAGAUGCAGCUCCGUGACUGGCUCCGCGUCGUCUCUACGUCCAAGGGUGUCUAUGAGCUCAAGUUCUUCAACGUCGUUAACGACGAGGCUGAUGACGAUGAGGACUGAAUGGACAUGGAAUUAUGACGAAUGGGGGAAAUUGGCGAUUGUGCAUGGACUCUGCGUAGGACAGGCACUUCGAUGCUAUGACACAUAGACUUGAAUCCCCAGGAAUAAAAUCGCCAU
Molecule: messenger RNA, 613 nt
Organism: Daldinia decipiens
Lineage: Eukaryota; Fungi; Ascomycota; Sordariomycetes; Xylariales; Hypoxylaceae
Product: ribosomal protein L22e
Exons: 4
Coding region: 122-496 (124 amino acids)
Biological process (GO): cytoplasmic translation
Cellular component (GO): ribosome
Molecular function (GO): structural constituent of ribosome; RNA binding
Source: RefSeq, a predicted model, not a curated record